Messenger RNA from Brassica napus (rape), 2356 nucleotides. RefSeq names its product ethylene-responsive transcription factor ERF022. Gene Ontology annotation, molecular function: DNA binding; DNA-binding transcription factor activity. Gene Ontology annotation, biological process: regulation of DNA-templated transcription. Bases 776 to 1327 code for a protein of 183 amino acids. The transcript has a single exon. Lineage: Eukaryota; Viridiplantae; Streptophyta; Magnoliopsida; Brassicales; Brassicaceae. The record is from RefSeq and is a predicted model, not a curated record.
UCUACUAAAAAUUAAAGAUACCUAGUUGGCGUGUGAAUUAGUCAGUUUUGAACCUGGAGUGAUCAAAGCUGGUAUUUCCGUUGAACUUCAAGUCUUUGAUGAUUAAUUUUUCUUGAAGUCCUUGACGCCUAAAUGCUCGAGACCUUCAUUUCAUAGUCUUAUUAUUGUUCCAUUUGUUCUUUAUCCGACGAUUGGUUGAUUGGAUGAAUCUUAUAGCUCUCGUGUCAUCUUGGUGAAAUUUUUUAUUGUAUGAGCUCUAUUUCCUUUUUUUGAAAAAAAAAAAUUUAUUGUCAGAAAUGUAAUGUCAAAAUUCAUAUAUUAAUACAAUUUUAUUAAGAGUGCUACGAUUUAUAAACAAAUAACAAUAGAAUUGAAAUUCUAAUAAUCAUUACAAAUGUAGCUCCCACUAUCCCCUACUUUUCUUAAAAGAAAAAAAUCAUAAUAUUGAAAAAACAUUAUUAGAAUAAAAUUUAAAGCAGGGUCUUCUUAGAAUGCACUAUUUAUACGUGGUAAUAAACAGCCUGUUUAAUUAUACAAAUUCAUAAAUUAUGUAGAAGCAGAGACCCAUGCAUGCAUAACAGCAUAACCCCACUCCACACGUAACUACGUGGGAAGCUCCCUUCACCUGAAACGAAAAAAAGCCUUCCACAAAUUUCAUCCCAUCAUUUAAUGUCUUUUCUUUAUUUCUCUAUAUAUACAAUUCCACUCAGCACUUACUAAUUAGCACAUUUCAAUACACACACACUAUAGUACUAAACAACUCCGUAUUAACUACAUGGAAAACAAUCAUGCUAGUCAACGAGAACAGAGCUAUUCCGUUGACCAAGUAUCUUACAGAGGAGUUCGCCGGAGGAAAUGGGGCAAAUGGGUAUCGGAGAUCCGGGAGCCCGGUAAGAAAACCAGGAUUUGGCUCGGGAGCUACGAGACGGCCGAGAUGGCUGCAGCCGCUUACGAUUCCGCAGCUAUUUACCUCCGAGGACGUGGGACAUAUCUCAACUUUCCGGAGCACGCUGGCAGUUUUCCUCGGCCGGAAAGCUUUAGCUCCGAGCACGUUCAAGUGGCUGCUCGAGAGGCAGCACUAAUGUUUAAACCGGGUGUGUCGUUUGCGGAACACGCUAUUGGGUCUGGCCAGGGACCUUCGCGGGUAGGAUUGUCUCCAGAUCAGAUUCAGGCUAUCAUUGACUUUCCAAUGGACUCACCAAGAAUGGGGUGGAUGCAAGAUCUGGAGGUGAAUGAUUACGAGGAGUUGUACGGACGGUGUUGUGGACAGUGCGAUGGAGACGAAUUUUCUGAAAUACAGCCGCUUCAAUCUAUAUGGGAUUUUUAACUAAACUUAGGGGGUGUAUGUUGGAGCUAAAUUUAUAAUGAUGGUUAGAAUUCUAAAAUUUUAUAGCUUUUGGUUAAUGAAUUCUAACAUUCUUAUAUAAUUAAAUCAAAUAUUAUUGGUUUCAUGAUUUAAAAAGUUUGGAUUUUAAUGAUUUUGCUAGAUUUUGACCCGCGCUUCCAAAACGUGAGUUUUGUUUGGGUUAUAAAUAAAGAUGAAGAUGAAUUAGCUAGUAUUUUAGGUAUUUUUCGUCUUUCGUCUUUUCGGAUACUUUAAAUCUUUUUUUGCUCCUAAAUAUCCGAACUGAGCUAGACUAUUACAUACCCAAAUAACAUGUAUUUUAGGGUUAUUUAAAUUAUGGACUCGAACUGACUCGAUUCCAAAAGGAACCAAACUGAACCAUAACCGAAAAUAUUUCAAAUACCUAAUUGGAUCCAAAUAUCGAGGACUCGAAGAAUUCAGAUUAAAAAAAAACAAAUUACCCAACCUAAACCGAAAACCGGAUGAGUAUUCUAAGAUAUCCAGAAUGUAAAUAUAUAUUAGUUAUAUUUUAAAAUUAGGCCGGUUUAGGUACUACAAACAUGACAAACAUGUUUCAGAUAUAUUAGUUAUUUGGUUAUUUUCAGGUUCAUAUACAUUAGAACCGAACAUAUCCGUAUCUGGGAGGACCGACUCGAACCCUACCCAAAAACGCAAAACUCUGAUACCCUAAAGAACUGACUCGUACCCAAAUGGUACCCAAAUGCUCAUUCAUACACUUAGGCCUGGACGUUUGGGUCUUUGGGUUGGGUUUAGUCCAACUUUUUUUGGGUCUCGAUCCUUCGGAUCCUAGAAAUUUAGAUCCAAUAGGUAUUCGUAAAUUUUUUUUGGGUUUGGGUCGGUUCUUCUUGGAUUCGGUUAUGUUUUUCUCAGGUUUGGGUUGGUUCGGGUCUAUAAUUAAAAUAUCUGUACAAUACUCUGAAUUUUCGGAUCCAUAUUGAAUUCAUGUAUAUUCGGAUCUUAAAAGUACAUGAUAUACCCAAACACUGUAAA